AUGUCUCCAUAUCAGUUGAUUUAUGGUAAAGCUUGUCAUUUGCCUGUAGAGUUAGAACACAAAGCAUUGUGGGCACUGAAAGCUUUAAAUUUAGACUGGUCAAAAGCUUCAAGGGAGAGAGUAGAGCAGCUGAACGAACUGGAUGAAUUGAGACUCAGAUCAUAUGAAAGUUCAGUCAUCUAUAAAGAGAAGAUGAAGAAAUGGCAUGAUGCUCGGAUACUCAAGCGAGACUUCAAGGUAGGAGAUUGGGUUUUGCUAUACAACUGGCGACUUAGACUUUUCCCCGAAAAGCUCAAAUCCAAAUGGUCUGUACCAUUUAAAGUCACGCGAGUGUUCGUCAAUGGUGCCAUAGAAGUUGAAGAUCAGGAAGGACCUACAUUUACAGUGAACGGUCAACGUUUGAAAUUGUAUCUAGGGGAUUGUCAAGAGAUUUCGUUGGUUGAAGUGGUGAAAGUACGCGAAUGUUUGAAAAAGGAAAAUAAAGGAUGGCAAACAAUAGAUCCUAUCGACUAG
Solanum verrucosum is the source of this 513-nucleotide messenger RNA. RefSeq lists its product as uncharacterized. Bases 1 to 513 code for a protein of 170 amino acids. The transcript has 2 exons. The record is from RefSeq and is a predicted model, not a curated record. Lineage: Eukaryota; Viridiplantae; Streptophyta; Magnoliopsida; Solanales; Solanaceae.